AUGAACCCCCCUCGAAUACCGCCCGUGAACGUCGGAAUCGAUGAACGAAAUUGGAUCGACAUCCUUCGUAAAAUUAAUAUCAUCAAAAACCAAGUCAAUUUCUUGGGACGCAUGCUCCUGAACAGGCAGGAGACUAUGCGACGCUGCAACCCUGAGAAUACCCAGAGGGUCAUGCAAGCGUUUGCCGACUCUCGACGCCCUGGAGACGUUGUUUUGCAGGCCCAGAAAACCAUCAGUUCACUCAUGACAGCCAUGACCGAAAGGGAAGCCGAUGCCCGGCCAAGAAUGUAUCAAUUGUUGAACAUGGCUCAGCAGUAUCGAGACCGACUGCAAGAAGAAGAACAAAGCUGCAACGACCUGAUGAACCGAUUUUUAAAGCAAAUGGAACAGGAUCAGACGUUUUAUGAUGCGGCAAAGCGGGAAGCUGACACGCUGCGACGUCAUAUUGACGACUUGGAGGGGGAGUUGCAGAGACUCGAACGGAUAAGGCAGGCCUUCGCUGCCUGA
Molecule: messenger RNA, 507 nt
Organism: Fusarium proliferatum ET1
Lineage: Eukaryota; Fungi; Ascomycota; Sordariomycetes; Hypocreales; Nectriaceae
Exons: 1
Coding region: 1-507 (168 amino acids)
Source: RefSeq, a predicted model, not a curated record